This is a messenger RNA of Linum tenue, 3534 nucleotides long. The record is from the annotation of a GenBank genome assembly. NCBI's taxonomy places the organism in Eukaryota, Viridiplantae, Streptophyta, Magnoliopsida, Malpighiales, Linaceae.
GGGUGGAGAGAGGUGGGUUGAAAAUACAAGGAAAUGUAAGGAAUCAUGGAGAGAGAUGUGAGUGAAGUCUCUUUUCAGGUAGCCGACAACUCCAACUCUCUGCCUCUCCUCUCUCUCUCUCUCUCUCUCUCUCUCUCCCCGUCUCUUCUUCCUUCCUAACAACCGCAUUGCUCUCUGCACAUGCGCCACUCGCCUCUCCAGUCCAGCUCACCACACCCCGCAACAAAUCAUUCAUUCCGUUCGAGAUCAAAGCCCUCGCCGAGGAAACCCGCCCCCAGCUGGAUCCGACCCGUUUCCUCUUCUUCUUCUUGCCCUUCCUCUGUAUUUUUUUCUCUCUCCGCCUCGUGCUUCCUGUUGGGUCCUUUUCAGCAGCUAUUGGCUGUUGCGCUGCAUAUACCAUCUUCCCAGGCCGCCCCCGUUGCUUCAGUUAUUAGAGACCCUUUUCCUCUUUCCUUUUCCCUUUUCCGGAUUCACAAAAUACGACCUUUACCCCUCUUUGCCCGUUUUCUCUACCCGGGGAGCGGGCUGGUUCAUAGCGAAAUGGAACUUGUUGCUGUGUCAUUUUCGGCUGGGGGUAUUUGAUUGGAGGAGAGUUGAGCUGGAAGGAACUCGGUUACCCCAUCUUUUCAGCUUGUCCACAGUCUGCGGUUUCGCUGGCCAAGUUUAGGGCCCGCGGCUGAAGGAGGCUUCAGCGGAGCAGGAUUGAAAGGUUUGCUCAUGAUCACCAAGAGAGGUAUUUGUUAUCUACUGUUUGGAUGUUCUGAGUAGGAAGCAGGCGCCCUGUUUCCUUAUUCUUAGGGGGUGUGUCCCGAAAGUAAUGCAAAUAGAAAAUCCCUCUGCAAAUGGCGAAUCUUACCCCAGGGGUUCUGCUCAAGCUCUUGCAACACAUGAAUACAGAUGUCAAAGUUGCAGGUGAGCAUAGAUCAUCGUUACUGCAAGUGGUGAGCAUUGUGCCAGCACUAGCGGGCAGUGAGCUAUUCCCUAAUCAGGGUUUUUAUCUCAAAGUGUCUGAUUCUUCCCAUGCAACUUACGUCUCUUUACCGGAGGAGCAUGAUGAUCUCAUUUUGAGCGAUAAGAUCCAAUUAGGACAAUUUAUUCAUAUUGAGAGGCUCGAAGCUGCCUCACCAGUCCCAAUACUUAGAGGAGUUAAGCCAAUCCCAGGGAGGCAUGCUUGUGUUGGUAGCCCCGAGGAUAUCGUGGCAACUGAUUCACUCAGCUUCCUCAAUAAUAAUCAUGAUCCAAGUUCUGGUUCGAAGCAUUCCAACAGUGCAAAGACAUUGAAAAAAGUGGGUUCAGGCAGUAGUAAUGUGGGGGAGAAGGUGAGAUCAACACCCAGAGGGCUGAGUAGCAGUGGUAGCAAAGAUGAUUUACGCUCUACGAAAACCUCCUCUCUAGCGAGGUCUAAGUCUCAGUUGUCAAAACUUCAUUCGAACCUAGAAUUGAAGAAGGAAUCUCUACAAAAGUUGAAGCCUUCUAGUUCAAGAUCUAUUCCUUCUUCUCCAAGUAGCUGUUACUCGUUGCCUACAUCAUUUGAGAAGUUUUCAAGUGGGGUGAAGCAACAGUCUAAAAUUAAGGGGUUCGAUAAGGGUUCGCCUAGGUUAGGACUAACAGAAAGAGCGGCUUCUGCUAAUGGAUUAACUCCUACUAGAAGAGUUCCUGUGAUCAAGAACAUAGUUCAGGGUAUUGAGCUGGGAGCAAAGGCUCUGAGGAGGAGCUGGGAAGGAAGCAUGGAAGUAAAGAAGAGGGAUUCCACAAAGUUGCUGCCUUCCAAACUGGAUCCAAAACCUGAAGUUCGGAGUACUUCUGUUCCAAGGAAAAGUACGUCCAGUGAGCGUUCACUUCCUAGAGAAGAUAGUAGGGGCUUUACGAAUUCGUUUAAAGAAGAGAACAAAGGUCCAGUAUCUGUUAAGAGAGCUGCUUUUUCUGGGAUUACUGAUGAUCAAGAAACGAUGAAUAAGCCUAGGCUGUCUGUUGGAAGAAAAUCUUCUGGAGAACUGGCUAAUAAUGGGCUUCCAGGGAACUUUGUCAAAAUUCCAAUACAUAGUAAAAGGCUGACCGAAGGGAGUGUUUCAUGGACUUCUCUUCCUUCUUCUCUUGCUAAGCUUGGGAAGGAAGUUAUGAGGCAUAGAGAUGCUGCACAGACAGCAGCAAUAGAGGCAAUGCAGGAGGCUUGUGCUGCAGAGAGCUUGCUUCGAUGUCUUAGGAUUUACUCUGAGCUAACUUUGUCAGCCAAAGAAGAUAACCCUCAACCUGCUGUUGAGCUUUUCUUGGCUCUCCAUUCAAGUUUGAACAAUGCUCGUACAGUGGCUGAUUCUCUGUCCAAAAUGCUCCCCCCUGGAUCAAUGAAUGAAAAUCUCCCCGAAGAAGUACAGAAGAUUACAUCAGAUCAACGUAAACACGCAUCCAUGUGGGUCCAAGCAGCAUUAGCCACCAAUUUAUCAUCCUUUGCCGUAUUCACCAAGGACCAAAAAGCCUCUGCUGGAAGUAACCAGCAUGUGCUUGUUCUCGAAACCCAUUCAAAGAAUGGUGCUACGAGACCUGAACCCAAAAUCCGUCCAGUUGUUGGCUCGAAGCUAGUAGCCACAGGUGCUUUCCGCAAACAGUUUGAUUCUUCUGCUGCUAGUGAAAAAGCGCAGCCCCUGCAACCACCACCAGAAUGGAGCAGGGGGGGAGGACUCGACGAGGCGAUGGACUUAGCCGAAGUGUUGCGGGUGGAUUCCCAGAGUUGGUUCUUGGGGUUUGUGGAAAGGUUCUUGGACGCAGACGUUGACACGUCAGUGCUGUCGGAUAACGGUCAAAUAGCUGGGAUGUUGACUCAGCUGAAGAGUGUCAAUGAAUGGUUAGACGGGAUUGGGGCGAGCAAGGAUGAAGACGAUGAGACUCGACCGAGUGUUUCUUCCGAGACUGUUGAUCGGCUGAGGAAGAAGAUCUACGAGUACCUUCUCACGCACGUCGAAUCUGCCGCUGCUGCACUUGGAGGUGGCGGUGGCAGCAGCGGCGGUGGAUCACAAUCGUCGCCAAAGCUUCGAGCCAUAGACACGAAAUCCAAAAGGUGACGGCUAAUUUUAUGCAUUACUAAUGUAUGAAAACCACAUCCAUUUUCCCUAGACCAUGAGAGUUGCGGGUUAAGGUGUGUUUUUUCCCAUGCUAAUCAAAUGAACACGGCACCCCUUUUGACCAGGGGUUUGUGUGGUUAUGUGGGAUUGGCAGUGUUUGUUAAUUUAUCAAAGGAAGGGGGAAAUUUUUUUCAAGUGUAAAGUGCUAAAAACGGCAUUUGUGGUGCGCAAAUUUGUGUUUGUUGGCUUCUCCUGUAAUUAUACCAGGCUGUUGUUGAGUAACGCCGAGCUUGUACUAUAAUUUCUUUGUUGUGGGGGUGAAUGGAUUUUUUUUGUUGUUGUUGACAAGGGUGUGAAUGGAUUGAUGUGCAGAGAAUGUUUUAUUGGCUGUUCUAAUCUGAAGUAUGACUUGGAUCUCCCUGGUUUCUCUUUGAGCGGGUACUCAGUCACUUUAAUGUAUAAUGCAGUUAACUUCUAG